Messenger RNA from Tachysurus vachellii, 5189 nucleotides. It is a transcript of the gene tbc1d22b, whose product is annotated as TBC1 domain family, member 22B. Lineage: Eukaryota; Metazoa; Chordata; Actinopteri; Siluriformes; Bagridae. The coding region runs from base 210 to 1700 and encodes 496 amino acids. The transcript has 12 exons. Gene Ontology annotation, biological process: activation of GTPase activity. Gene Ontology annotation, molecular function: GTPase activator activity. The record is from RefSeq and is a predicted model, not a curated record.
CAAGAUGGCGGCGUCCAUGUCGAAGUAUCAUUCUCUUACUUUCUGUUGACAUAAAUAGCAAGACUGAGUCGCUUAAACUAAUCAACGCGGUGUUUCUUUAAUGCGGCAUCCAAACAAAACGCAGUUUUUAAUAUCCAUCCCUGGAGGAAGCACGUCUUGGCUGUAGGGAAAAUGUUUUAGUGUUUAUUUAUUUAUAUUUAUCCGCAUUCAUGGCCGCCGACAAUAAAAUUAAUUUCUGGAGGAGGAACGCAAAGGGUCCAGGAAGGUUCCUUAAAGACACUCCAAAGACGGACGCUGUGAGCGUCAAAUCAAAGAAGCCAGCUACGUUCCACGAGUUUGCACGUAGCACCAACGACGCCUGGGACAUCGACGAUGAGGAAGACUCCAGUUACUUCACUCCACUUGCACAUUCCGCUACUGUUCCUGUGCAGUCGCACUCCACAGUCAAAGCACCUCGUCUGAAAGAGACCAACUGUGUGACGGAUAAAGAACCAGAUCCCAGUUCGGAACCAGGAAGCGUAGAUGUCCAGCGAGAUCAGCUGAAGACUGACAGUGAGUCGGUUAGUGGCAGGGUAGUGAAGUCCUGCAGUGACAUCCAGCUGAACAGCAAUUCAGAGCGCAGCACUCUACAGAAACAGCAGUCUCUCCCGGUGCGUCCCAUCAUCCCUCUGGUCGCCCGCAUUUCAGACCAGAAUGCAUCUGGAGCUCCACCCAUGACGGUGAGAGAAAAGACCCGACUGGAUAAGUUCAAGCAGCUGCUGGCGAGUCCCAACACCAACCUGGAGGACUUACGAAAGCACAGCUGGUCAGGGAUCCCACGAGAAGUACGCCCUAUCACUUGGAGACUUCUAUCAGGCUACCUGCCAGCUAAUAUGGAGCGUAGAGAGCUGGUUCUCCAAAGGAAGCGAGAGGAGUACUUUGGCUUCAUCGAGCAGUAUUAUCACUCCAGAACAGACGAGCACCACAGAGACACCUACAGACAGAUUCACAUCGAUAUCCCCAGAACGAAUCCACUGAUUCCUUUGUUCCAGCAGCCGCUGGUACAGGAGGUGUUUGAGAGGAUCCUGUUUAUCUGGGCUAUCCGACAUCCAGCCAGCGGCUAUGUACAGGGCAUCAAUGACCUCGUCACUCCCUUCUUUGUCGUCUUUCUCUCAGAGUUUGUGGAGGAGGACAUGGAGAACUUUGAAAUGGCUGCUCUGCCUUUGGAAACACAACGCAACAUCGAAGCCGACAGUUUCUGGUGUAUGAGCAAGCUUCUGGAUGGAAUCCAGGAUAAUUACACAUUUGCCCAGCCUGGUAUUCAGAAAAAAGUGAAGGCUUUGGAGGAGCUCAUCAGCAGAAUUGACGAGGACAUGCACCUGCACAUUCAGAAGUGCGAGGUUGAGUACCUGCAGUUCGCUUUCCGCUGGAUGAACAACCUGCUGAUGAGGGAGCUACCGCUACGCUGCACAAUCCGCCUGUGGGACACGUACCAGGCCGAGUCAGAGGGCUUCUCUCAUUUCCACCUGUACGUCUGUUCAGCUUUCCUCAUCAAGUGGAGAAAAGAGAUCCUCUCCAUGCUGGACUUCCAGGGUCUGCUGAUGCUCCUACAGAACCUACCCACAAUACACUGGGGCAACGAGGAGGUGGGUUUACUCCUGGCCGAAGCCUACAGACUUAAAUACAUGUUUGCUGACGCUCCUCGCCACUACAAAAGAUGAGGACAUAAUAACGAACACGAUGAAGUGGCCCGACACACACACUGCGCUCUCUCUGUCUUUCUGUCUCGUCUGCAUCGCAGAUGCGUUUCUUCAAUAUUCUUUUACUUCAGACUGGAUGACCGAGUAGAAAUCUAGAAAUCCAGGCUACUCAACACCGGGCUGAACGUACAGUAUCAAUGGAAUGAACCCAAGGUCAAAAGUUCCAGCACUGCAAAUGAUCUCAGAAACUUCUACAUCUCAUCCUCAGGUUUUUUCCCCCCAUAAAUAAUAACCACAGCUCGGAUUGAACUUCUUCCUUUUUUUUUUUUUUUUUCUUUCUUCCUCCAGACGGUAUUAAGUUUUAACAUCAGCUCUUAACACUCCAUGAUGUGUGUGUGUGUGUGUGUGUGCUGUGUUAUUUUUUCUGUCUUUAUUUAAUUCCCUCUGUUUUAAUGACACAGUUUAGUCACUGGACCUGUUUAUCUUGCCAUCAUUGGAGUCAGAUGUCAGAGCAGCCAGAUGUCAGAGCCAUUUGCAGAAAUCUGGGUGAUCUUUCAUUCGAUCGAGACUGGAUUUGACCGAUCUGAUUUUAUAGCUAGUUUCAGACGGGCAGCUAGAAUCCGGUUUUUUAUUUUAUUUUUUGCUUGUUUGUUUGAUUUAGAAAAAAAAACAAACCACUUCAGAUCAAAUUUUAAGCCGGUGUCAUGAAGUCAUCUUUGACACCAUUCUGACACAACGAGCCUCAAUAUUCAGCAUUAUCUAGUUUAUGUAGUUAACAUUUAAAUAACUAUCAAUGCUUCUAUUUAGCUUAUUUAAUAUAAGGAGAAAAAUCUAACUACUAUCAGUCCAAAAUGUCUUUAAAAUGUCGGAUGUUCUUGACGAUUCUGGCCACAUUUAACACGAGCAUCGACAAAACAAAUCAAAUCCUGCCCUCACUUGCGUUAUAACAGCUAUAACACUUAUAACUUAUACAUAUAAGAAGGCCUCUCCUUAACAAUUGACAAGCCUAUAUAAAUAAAUUAAUGAACUAGUGAAUAAAUAAAGAAAUAAAUGCAGUCUCCAUCCUAAUGAAAACUUGAUCAACAGUUACACACGUUUUUUUAAUACGUUUAUUCAGAGAAUUCCCCAAAAAUGAUUUCUCUCCGUGUUCCGCGUGUUAUAAAAGAAACGAUAGCAUAUUUAAAAAAAAAAACGUUUCAUUCCAGAUUCCAAACUUCAAUUGGAAGCUAGCACGAAUAGCUUAAUUUUUCGUUUUUUUAACAAUUAAAAAAAAUGGUUGUACUUUUAGUCUAGUGCUGAAUUAAUGCCAGUUGAUGUAUCACGUACCAAGUGGACGGUUUCAGUGAAGUCAGUGAAGAAGUCCAGAUGAUAUCAGAGUUAGCGGAUGGGACGACGUGAAGUCAGAAUAACAACACUAACAAAAAAAAAAAGGUAACUGACUGGACGUUAUCCAAUUCAUAAAACUAGCUAAUGUUUUGUCUUAUUUCCGCUACUCUUAUUUCCGCUACUCAGCAUAUAAACAGAUGUGUUGUUGCUAUAAGAACUGGAUUUGGAUUCGUAAGCAUGUGUGACUACAGUCAGUACUAAAAAAAAAAAGAAAAUAGGUUUGAGCUCAUGUAAUUUGCAGCACGGACACUCGGGCUUAAAAAUCGGAUUUAAGAAAAUAAAUUAGAUUUGCAAGGCCGUCUGAAAUAUUUGAAGGUUGAAGUGCCUGCAUAUUGCACAAAAGAUCAAAUGAAAAUGUAAUAUUAAUAUAAAUAUUAAAAAGGGUUCUGCUUCUCCUGUGGUAGAACUUCAGAAACGACUAGUGAGCGCAGACCGCCGAAGUCAGACCGUGGUGAAAUAUUAAUAACAUGUUUGUAGCGAGCGAGGCGGUCUAAUGCGAGGUUGUGUUAUGCAAGCAGAUGGUAUAAGGAGAAGAAAAGAGUAAAGAAAAAAAAAACAUCAGUCAGCCAGUAACACGAGCUGUAGCGUGCAUGGACGGAGGAAUUAUUAAAGCUGUGCUGAAAACUGACACGAACAAAAAAAAAAACUUUUACACUGAUCUAGAAUCAGCUUGUUUGAUCAGUUUUUUCUUUCGCAUUUCAGUUGUUUUUAAAUGUGCUAAUGUACUGCAAUCAGCAAUCAGUUAAAAGUAAGCGUACGACUUUUCUCUUGCCGUCUAAAGGUACGCUGUGUAUAAAAUGUAAUGUAUCAAUGUGGAUUAUCUUUUUAUAAAAUCAAAAAGUUUUAGCGUUUUUUUUUUUUUUUGGACGAGCUACAGACCGGUUUCUGUAACACCUCAAGCAAUCAGUUUUCUAAUCCGAAUCUCAUCGACGGCUUUAAUAAUUGAUGAACAGCUGCCACCGUGCUUUAUACGUUAAAGUACCUGGAGUACAUGUGAAUAUAUCGAGCUGUCAGGAUCAGUUCAGAGAAAUUGUAUUCUAUGGGUUUUGCUUUCGCAGGGCAGGAAGUGAUUUAAUGUUUCAUCUGAUGAAUCUACACUUCAACACGCAUCGCUAGAACUGACUCGAGCGCUACGAGGAUGGAACCGUUACGAGGCCUUCGUGUCGAAUUAGUUUUUAUUUUAAACACUGAAACACUUUUCUUUUUUGUGUUUAUGUGGUUUAUAAUUCGGUUCUCACCACAGCUUCAGAUCUCUAGAACGAGUCUUUAAUUGACAUUUCAGGGACGGAUAAAAUAUAAAUUCAUUAGCUAGCCCACAGGGAAAGAGAAAGCUCCAGCGUGCCGCUCAGUCUCACGUGCUGAUACCCGGAAGUCCAAUUAUAACUAGUCCGAAAAGCGGCCACGUAUUUCGACUGAACAGUUUGACGAGAUAAUUAUGUGCGUUAAUAAAUAUUGUGGAAAGUAAGCGAGGACUCGAAUCCCUCAGAGCAGCGGGUUUGUCUAGCUCUUGUUUUUUUUCUUUGCUAUUUUCAUGGUAAUGAAGCUUUGUUUUUGCCUUCUUAAUUAAAAGUCAGGUUACUUUUUUAUUUUGUUUACUUUUUUUUUUAUUGUAGCUUUACUUCUGACUGAUACAAAGUCUCUGAUGUCACAGUGUACGUUGUUGCUAUAGAAACGAUAGCGUAUUAAAACGAGUAAACGGUUACAAACCCGUGAUCUGCUACUGCGUGUCCGAGCCGACCAAUCAGAAUCAAGAAUUCGACAGUUAGGUUUUAUUUGUUUAACAUACCCUAGUGACCAGUCCUCUUUUCUUUUCUAACUGGCUUUGAUCUAGUUUAUAGUGCUGAAAGAUUGGUGUAGCAGCUGUUAAAAAUAAAAAUAUCUCCUGCCAAUAGAGAGAGAGAGAGAGAGAGAGAGAGAGAGAGAGAGAGAGACCACGUCCUCAUUUUGUGCUGGUCUUCGGACAACAGUAGAGCGUGACAAAGCAUCGAGGUGCUUCAAAUGGGGAAAAAAAACAAACAUGUUUAUCAACAGUCUACUGAAGCUGCUUAGCCACCAGACAAAGAAAAAAAACAUCGUUCUCUCUCUCUCUCUCUCUCUCUCUCUCUCUCUCUCUCUCUCUCUCUC